Molecule: messenger RNA, 7429 nt
Organism: Artibeus jamaicensis (Jamaican fruit-eating bat)
Lineage: Eukaryota; Metazoa; Chordata; Mammalia; Chiroptera; Phyllostomidae
Gene: CCDC125
Product: coiled-coil domain containing 125
Exons: 14
Coding region: 1221-2765 (514 amino acids)
Biological process (GO): negative regulation of cell motility; negative regulation of Rho protein signal transduction
Cellular component (GO): cytoplasm
Source: RefSeq, a predicted model, not a curated record
CGCCUUCCGGCUCUGGACUGCGCCUCUCGGUCACGUGGCUGGAGGACGCCGCUGCUGGGCUGGUGCGUUGGCGAAGUGUCCCGGCGCUAGCUGGCUGCCUAACUGUGACCACACCUUCCUUAACAGAGACGUGAAGUUGCAAUUAUAAACAGGAUUCUGUUGCACUAAAGGAGGAAGGGCAGGCAGUGAGCCCCGAGGUAUCCAGUAUGGAGCCUUGCUGAGUGUGGUGCAGAGACUUCAAAGGGUGGACACCCCAGUUAGAAGGUCUAAGUGUGAAGGUGAGAGAUAAAGCAGGUAAGUGGACAGGGAGAAGUUAGCAAUUUUAAAAUGGGUGUCAGGAAGGGUCCCACUGAGAAGGCAAGACUGAAGGAGCUAAGGCACAGCUGUGCAUCUGUCCUGGGAAAGAGCAUUCCUGGCCCAUCUCCCACCCCCCCCUUCUCUGCCCCUGUAGAGAGAGCACAGAGCUCUAGGGCAGGAAUGCCUGGCUUGGUCCAGAGUAUCUUGGAGGCCAGGGCCAUCAGCCUGAGGGCCUGGGGCAGAGGGAGCCUAGGGCAUUUAGCCAAUGAAAAGGCUUUGGUAUUUGCUCUGGUUGCAUUGAAAAAUAGGUUGUGAACACAAAUGCAAUCUGACUUUAGAAAGAGAGGUGGGGCACCUUCAUCCCUCCCACAUAUACUAACUGUCUGCACAGAAAUAGCAGAUGAGGCAAGUUGGGGCUGUGGGAGAAAGGGGAGGAGUCCCUGUAACCUCAACUGGAUAAAGGGCUGUGAAGGGGCAGACACAGAGUGGUCUCAGCCAUUGGCAGUCUGAUUUUUCAGAGACUUUUUUGAAUUUUCUAUAGCUCUUAGGCUUGUGAAAACAGAACCCUUUCCUGUAUAAGCUUGUGCAUCAAGAACAUGCUGUUUCCUUAGCAGAGGCUGAUCUGCUUUAUCCCGAUCAGUAGAUUACUGCAUUAAGGAAAAGCCUUUCCUGCUUCCUUACAACUCACUGCCUCCUUGAAAUAAACAGUUGGAAUGCUUCUUACCUAACAAGGUCUGAAAUGUUGAAUUGGAUUGCAUCUGUGUGCUGGUGCUUCUCUUGGAUAGUCACGCCUGCAUUAACACAAACGUGAACUUUUUCCCCCUGGGAAAACCCAACUUUCUUUCACUGACAGUGUUUUAACUACUUUUCUUCUUAACUACAGGGAACCAUUUUUUCCUUAUGGUCAAUAAGGCAUCUGGCUGAUGAGCAGGGUGGCGAGGCCUCUGGAGCCUGUGGGGGCACAGGCGCAGACCUGGGAACCCGAGGAUGACGAUAUGGCAGAAGGCGAUUUAGGGUACGGCCUCGGAAGAAGGCCCGGCGGUAUUUGUGAAGUGCAAACCUCACCUUUUUUUACAUCUAGAAAAAUAUCAGGUGAAAGGAACUUUAGCCCUCCCCCAUUUCCAGGAAAGGGGGAAGAAAGAACUGGUGCUGUUUUUCAAUAUUCCAGGCCUAAGGGCUUGCAAGAUACACACCCCUUCGGGUCCAGAACAUCCCAUUGCAGACAACAGAGUAGACCCGAUUCUAAUUCAGAAUUAUCAAGUGUAGAAUUAAAGCAACGUCUUGAUGAAACAUUAGAGGAGGUAGAAAUUUUGAAAACUGAACUUGAGGCAUCUCAAAGACAACUUGAAGGUAAAGAGGAAGCACUGAAAAUCCUUCAAAGCAUGGCAAUAUUUGGCAAAGCCACAAGUCAUACCCAGGUGGUACUUCAAAAAACUAUGGAACAAAAGAGAUCCUUGGAGAAGGAACUAAAUGCCUUGCAGUGGAAAAUAGAAUUUGAUCAGAAUAGAUUUAAAAAUAUAGAGGAAUCUUGGACCCAAAAGUAUGACAGGCUCAACUGUGAAAGGGCAGUCCUCAAAGAAACUUUGAAACUAAAAACAGAAGAGAUUAAAAUGCUGAAGUCUGACAAUGCAAGUUUGACUCAACAGUAUUUGGAAGCCCUUGCUAUGCUUGAUAUCAAAGAACAGAAGAUGGUUCAGGAAACCACGUGCAGGGAUAAAAGUGACUUUACAGAGGUUUCAGGUCUUGAGCUUGCCGUCCUUGGAGCCUGCCUUUGUCAUGGUCCUGGAGGGAACCCCUGUUCCUGUGCCAAAAUGGCAGCAUCUGCUCAGAAUAUGCUUCUUCAGGUCAAGCAAGAGCUGGAACUUUUGCAGAAGAGUAAAGAAGAAGCAUACAUAAUGGCAGAUGCAUUCAGAAUUGCCUUUGAGCAACAAUUAAUGAGGAAAAAUGACCAGGCACUAAGAUUAACACAAAUGGAUAAAAUGUGUAAAAAAGAAACAAAAUGGAUAAAUUGGAAGCAAGUUCAAGAGAAUGGAUCACUAUCACAAAGGACUAAGAAGACCUUAGGGCAGAGACUGUUGGGGAUGCUCCCUUCUGAAAACAGUUCUAAGAGGACUGAAGACCAGGAUAAUCCUCGGGAAGUCUUUAAAAUGCUAAUAGAUUUGCUGAAUGAUAAAGAAGAGGCUUUGGCUCAUCAGAGAAAAGUUAGUUACAUGCUUGCUCGGGCAUUGGAAGACAAAGACACAGGCUCAAAAGGGAAUAACAGCAAUUUUCCAUUAAAACCUCCGCAGCAGAAAACUACAGAGCUCUCUGUUUUGCAUGAUCCUGUACCUUCAAGUGUUCAAAUUUUUAAUUCUCUGGGCUGCAUUUGUCUACCCCAGCAUCUUCAUAUAGGUCAAAUUGAUGCAAGAACUCUGAAAAGAUCCCAUUCUUUGCCAUCAAAUAUCAUGUUUGGAAGACAAAGCAGUUGAAAUUAGAACCAAGAACUGUUUAUAUCAAAAGACUUUGAAAAAGGAUUGUGUAAACAUUGUAACAUAUUCAGUUGUAUAUUUUCUGGUUAUUUCUAAAUUUUAGGAGGCAGCUUAAAUACUCAAAUGUUUCCUACAAGAAAUGUGUUAGUAUUCUGUGUAGACAUUUUAUUUAUAAAAUAUAUCACUAUAUUUUUAAAAUUUUCCAAUAUUUACCAACAACUUAAAAACAAAAAUAUUAUUCUAUUGGGUUAGCCAAAAAGUUUGUUUGGUAUUUUUCUGUACGAUGGCUCUAGUCGUGCUUAGCUGUCAACUUCAUUCGAAAUAAUUUUGUUAGAUUACUUUUUGACAGCUGUCAUAUCAAGGUGUGUUUUAAAAAAUCUUACAAAAAUUGGUGAAUUUUGGUGUAGCCAUUUUAAUAUUGAAGAUGGAAGAAAAUAUGCAACACUUUUGACAUAUUAUGCUUUAUUAUUUCAAAAAAGGUAAAAUUGCAACUGAAAUGCAAACAAAGAUUUGUGCAGUGUAUGGAGAAGGUGCUGUGACUGAGCAAACAUGUCAAAAGUGGUUUGCGAAGUUUCCUGCUGGAGAUUCUCUCUGGAUGAUGCUCCACAGUCUGUUAAACUAGUUGAUAGCGAUCAAAUUGGGACGUUAACUGAAAAAAUCAAUGUUAUGCAGCACAGGAAAUAGCUGACAUACUUAAAAUAUCCAAAUCAAUAAGGUUAUUACUGAAAAUGAAAAAUGUCUUUUUAUUUUAUGGAAAAAAAACUAAAUGAACUUUUUGGCCAAACCAGUAUUUUGAGAAAAACAAAAAGUUAUUUAACUAUUUAGAUUGAAUAUGGGGAUCUUUGGCUCAAGCAACAACAUAAUGUAAAUUAAUCCUCUAAAAAAUAACAAUGCCUAGGAGUGAACGUAUGUUAAUUUUGGAAAUACACUUCUUUUGUUUUGUGUUUCUCAGGAUUUUUCCUUUGUGACAUAAAGUUUAAAAUAUUUUCCUUAAGUUAACCUCAGUUAAAAGUUACUAUGGUGGGAAUUUGGUAGAAGUAUAUUCAAAAUCAUAGCUAGUUCGCUUCAUAGUUUUGUUUUUCCUCCAAAGUGGUGACAGUUUGUAGCCAGAUCUACACAAAAUUCUGAUGCCCAUACCAGUCUGAAUUAAGUUCUUGGUUUUGAUGCUAAAUUUUAGAUCACUUAAUUUUCUGUUUCUAUAAAUAUUACAUAGUAAUAAUCUUUAAUUCCUUUUGGGAAUAUUGCUAUAUUAGUAUCAUCACAUUUAUGUUGAAGGAAAUGUAUUACAUUGUCAGCAGUUAUAAUAAAACUUAUCUAAUUGAAGAUCUGAUGAAAAGAUAUGGCUUCACUAAAUACUACUUAAAUAACAGAGUAUAAGGUAACAAUAUCAACAAUACAGUUGUGUCAAAGGGAGAGCAUUUAAUUGGCAUUAGUAAAUGAUAAAAGCUGAAAACUUGGCAAAUAAAUGUUUAAAAAAAGAUAUGAUGAAGAGCUAUUGUUAUCAGAUAUUAAAAUAUAUUGUUCUUCCCUGACUGGUGUGGCUCACUGGACUGAGUGACGUCCUGCAGACCAAAAGAUCCCUGGUUCAAUUCCAGUUAGGGCACAUGCCUGGGCUGCGGGCCAGGUCCCCAGCUGGGAGUAUGCAAGAGGCAAACAAUUGAUCUAUCUCUUUCACGUUGAUGUUUCUCUCCCUCUUUCUCCCUCCCUUCCCGUUUCUAAAAAUAAAUAAAAUCUUAAAAAAAAAGUUCCCGACUAAUAAUAUAAAACUACAUUAUUUAAAGGUUUUAUCUAUUUUUAGAGGGGAAGGGAAGGAGAAAGGGGGAGAAAUAUCAAUGUAUGGUUGCCUCUUGUGCAUCCCCUGCUAGGAACUGGCCUGCAACCCAGGCAUGUGCCCUGACUGGGAAUCGAACCACGAUCCUUUGGUUUGCAGGCCCAUGCUCAAUCCACUGAGCUACGCCAGCCAGGGCUAAAGGUACCUUAUUUUAAAGCAGUGUGAUACCAGCAGGUCAAAGGAAUAGGAAAAAGACCAUACACAGAUCUACUAUGUAUAAGAAUUUCAUAUAAAAUAAAAGGUAAGAACCCUGGCCAGAUAGCCAGUUGGUUACAGCAUCAUCCCAAUACACCAAGCUUAUGGGUCUGAUCCCUUGGUCAGGGCACAUAAAAGAAACAACCAAUGUAGGCAUAAAUAAGUGGAUAACAAAUUGAUGUUUCUUUCCCCCCCCUUUCCUUCUCUCUCAAAUCAAUAAAAAAUUAAGGUAAGGUAAGGAAAGGAUCUGGGAUUAUCUAAUACUAAAAUUAGAAACAAAAAAAGUCAAAUUACAAAAACUAGAAAAGUUUUUUUUUUUUAUUUUUUAAACAUAUUUUAUUAUCCCAUUACAGUUGUCCCAUUUCCCCCUUCAUUCCCCUCCACCCUGCAUACCCUCUCCCCCGAAAGGUUAUUUUUUAAUGUGUGUAUAUGUGUAUAUCUGUAUGAAACAAAUUUAUAUAAAUGGAUAUUUGCAACACUCCAAUUGGGGUGGACAAAGAAUCUGAAUCAACAGUUCACAAGAGGGAUUAAUACACAGAAAUCAAAGAUAAAUUAUGGUAUCAAAUUAGCAAAAGAUCACAAAGAUUAUGUAAGUGGUAGAGAUGAUGAGGUAAACCAGCUAAUUUAAUGCAGUGUUGAUGAAUGUGUAUUUGAGACCCUGUAUUCAGUUUUGGGGGUCUCUACUCUGAAGUGAAAUGGCUGGAUUAUAUGGUAAUUCCAUUUUUAAUUUUUUGAAGAAACACGUUUUCCGUAGCCUGCUGCACUGUCUUACUUUCCCACCAACAGUGUGCAUAAGGGCCCCAAUUUCUCCACAUCCUCACCAAGACUUGUUAAUGUCAGGCUUUUUAAAAUAGUAGCCAUCCUAAUAGGUAUGAAGUAAUAUCUCAUUGUGAUUUUCGCAUUUUUUAUUUUUAUUUAAUUAUUUUUAUCUUUGUCCAGAGAUAAGUUUGUUCACUGAUUGCAGAGUUCGAGGAUGGGGGAGAGAGAAACAUCAGUAUGCUGCCUCCCACACACACCCUGACCAGGGAUCAAACUGAAACUUAAGUGUGUGCCCUGAUUGGGAAUUCAACCUGUACCCUCUGGUGUAUGGGAAUGACACCUAGCCAGAGCUCACUGUGGUUCUGAAUUGUAUUUCCCUAGUGAUUAGUGAUGUCGAGCAUUUUUUCAUAUGUUUAUUUGCCAUAAUAUCUCUGGUGAAAUGUCUAAGUGUUUUGCCCAAAUUUUAAUUAGAUUUAAAAUUUUUUUAAUUGGAUUUUUAUGGAUGCUUUAUAUAUUCCAGAUAUUAACUCCUUAUCUGAUAUAUUCCAAUUUGUAUAUUUUUAACUUUUGUUGCCUGUUCUUUUGAGGUCAUAUCCAGGAAGUCCUUGUCAAAUCUAAUAAGGUCAUGAAGCUUUCUUCCUGUUUUUUUAAAGUUUUUAUAGUUUUAAGUCUUAUGUUUAAGUCUUUGAUCCAUUUUGAAUUAAAUUUUGUAUAUGGUAUAAAGUUAAGGGCUUCAUUUUUAAGAACUACUGAACAGUUAGUUACUGGGAGUGUAAACUGAUACAACUACUUUGGAGAAAUAUGGCAAUAUCAACACUAAUUAAAAAUGCAUAUAAAUGUUCUUGUUUUUAAAUAAUUGUGAAAAACUGAAAAUAACCUAAAUAUCCAUGUGGCAAUACACUAAAGAUGACCUUUCUCAUAAUUCCCAUCUAGGGAUGGGCUAGGUAACUGCCAUAAAGAGAUUUUUAAGAUGUAUUUAAAAUCCAACAGAGUUGACCUUAAUAAAUGGAUAACCCAAUCAGGUGUGCACCCCAACUCCUGUUUUUCAAAGAGCACAGAGUUCUCUCUUGGUAGCAGAUGAGGAAGGCAGACAAACUGAAGCACUGCCACUGGCUUGCAGAUGGAAAGUGCCACGUGACGAGGCAUGUGCACUGCCCUGGCUGGCAGCUAGGAAGCGCAGGUGGAACAUGCAUUAAAAUAGCAUGAACGAGCUGGGAAGCAGAGUCUUCCCUAAGGCCUCAGAAGAUUAAGACCACAGUCUGACUGAUACCUUGAUUUUGGCCUAUGCACUAGACAUAAUUAAGCCGUGCCAGGUAUCUAUCUGACCUAUAGAACUGUGAGCUAGUAAAUUUGUUUUAAUUUAAACUGCUACAUUUAUGAUAGUUUUUAUUAAGCAAGAGAAAAAUAACAGUCCAUAAUUGAGUGCAAGUAAUUUAUAUAUACAUAUAUUUACAUGGAAGAAAUACGGAAUUUAAGUUUUCAGUGAAAAAAAGCUGCCGUAUGAGAUGUACAGUUUAUCACCAAUGUAAACUUCUGAGACCCAAAACAAUGCUGUUCACUAGUAUGUGCAUUAUUCAACAGCUGUGUAAAACCACGGGAGGACACACUUAACUCCUGCGAGCCGGUCCCCUCUGGGAAUCGUGAAAAGGAAGAAACAGAAAUGGAAUGACGUAUUAAAGGGACCUCAAUUUUAUCUGUAGUAUUUUUUCUUUUUUUCCUAUUUAGGAUAUUAACAUUUGUUAAGUCUGGGAGUACAUUUUGCUAUAUUACUACUCUUACUGUUCGGCUUUUAAAUACUACCCUUGCUACUACAAAUUUGUGAUGCUAUAUGGACCAGAUCAUCAAAAUAACUGACUGCAUUUUUUAUUGAUUCUACAUU